Molecule: messenger RNA, 1644 nt
Organism: Penicillium expansum
Lineage: Eukaryota; Fungi; Ascomycota; Eurotiomycetes; Eurotiales; Aspergillaceae
Product: Monooxygenase, FAD-binding
Exons: 1
Coding region: 1-1644 (547 amino acids)
Molecular function (GO): FAD binding
Source: RefSeq, a predicted model, not a curated record
AUGACAGUAACAAAGGCAUCAGACCUCCUCCCAGAUUCUAUCCCCGUGUUGAUAGUGGGUGCCGGUCCUAUUGGCCUUUCCCUAGCUAUCGAGCUGCGGCUUCACGGUAUCGAGGCUGCAGUCAUCGAAAAAGACCUCGAAAUUGUGGACGGACACCCCAAAGGUCGCUCGAAUGAUCUUCGUACCGUCGAGCACUAUCGCCGCUGGGGCGUUAGUGAUAAGCUGCGCAAGUUUUCCUGGCAGCCAGCAAAUCCCAAGCAGCGGCUAGUCAUCACAGAAUCCUUGAUUCAAAAGCCACUCGGUUCUUUCCCGCUUCUGUAUGGCAGAGAUGUGGAGGAAUCAAACGAUCUGGCAGCCGAACCAUCGUUCAGUGUGCCACAACCUGUCACCAUGAAGUUUUUGCAAGCUCGCGCACUUGAACUGGGGGCUUCCAUCUUGCGAGGUUGGAAAGUACUUUCAGUCCGACAAGACGAGGAUCGAGUCAUAGCUGAGAUCCAAUCUCCCAGUGGUGAAGUUCAUUCAAUCACUUCCGCGUAUGCCAUCGGAUGUGAUGGUCCCGGUAGCUUGGUCCGGAAAUCUGCAGGGAUUCAGCAGAAGGGCGUGGAACCCAUUGGGCAGACAUUGAGCUUUGUGGUGCGAGCAGAAGGUUAUCGAAUCAGUGAUUUGAUUAACUCACCUGCCCAUGAUGCUCUAGGAAUGCUCUUCGUACUGAGCCCCCGCGUGUCCUCGAUUAUAAGUAUCCCCGGGAAGGACGAUUGGGGAUACAGCAUCACCGUGCCUGACGGGAAGACCCUCACCGAAGAAGAGAUCCUGUCAAUCGGUCGAGAAAUCUUGGGAGUGAAAACGAACUUGAAAAUUGUUAGUCGAUCUUCUUAUAAGGUAUUCACAAGAGUGAGUGAGUCGUAUCAAAAUGGCCGGCUCCUGAUCGCUGGCGAUGCAUCUCAUCUUUGUCCUCCGACUGGAGGGCACAACAUGAAUGCCGGCAUCGGAGAUGCAGUUAAUCUCGGGUGGAAGCUUGCUGCUGUCCUGAAAGGCUGGGGAGGACAAAAACUGCUGGAGUCUUAUGACCUUGAGCGUCGGCCCGUGGGCGAGCUUGUUUCUGAUGCGGCUAUGAAGAACAGCUAUGACCUGAAAAAGGUCGCAGAGAUAGUUGAGGGACUACCCUCAUUGGAGGACGCAAGUGAGGGAGAACGAUUGCAACGGGGCCAACUUGCGUAUGACCUGACUUACCCAGAGUGGAACAUCGUUGGAGUUGCACUUGAUCAACGCUACGACCGGUCACCAGUCAUUGUUCGCGACAGCCAACCAAGUGAACCUUAUGACGGUACAAAGAUUUGGUCUCAUGCAACACCUGGUCAUCGCGCACCGCAUGUCUGGCUGCCGGAUGGCUCGCCUUUGUUAGAUCACCUCGGGGAAGAGUUCACACUCAUAGAUGUGGAGGCAGUCGAGAAGAACGUUCAAGAAAUUCUCGCCGCUGCUGAUCGAGUCGGAUUACCGCUAAAAAGACUUCAAUUGUCUGCUGCCGUUGCUCGGGCAAAGUAUGCGGCAGAGAUUACCAUCAUCAGACCCGAUCAAUACAUAUCUUGGCAGGGCUCUCAGAGCGAUAACCCUGCAUUGCUAGUUGACAUAAUCCGGGGUGUAUAA